AUGAGCUCCAACACCCCAGCAUCUGUGCCGGUUCGAAUAGUCCGAGUAUCGAAAACUAGCCCGACCGACGACGAAGACCUCAACAGGCUGAUAAGCCUCUGCACCGCGACUUCACGCUCCAACGCUUUCAUUUGCUGCCUGCUUCGGCAGCCGGACAGCGACACGUCUCACAAGCAGUAUGCACACUUCCACUAUCUGUCCGUGCUCGAGGACAACAAUUCUCGCGUUUUUAUCGCCCAUGGUACGAUAGUUGUGGGUAACAUGGACAAGCAGCGUAGGGCGGCGAUGAAGAGAGAUUUUUAUGGAUGGCUUACCGAGAAACGCGGAAACAAUCCAGUCAUAGCAGGGCUAGACGUCAACCCCGCCCAUCCCAAACAGGAUCAAAUCCACAAACGACUGGUUGCAUUUGCAGUAGCCGAGAUUCGAAAGGAUGAACCUCGAAGCGACAUCAUGGCGCAAGUCGCCACAGAUCUUGAAGCUCUCGAUCAGGUCUGCCCGGAAGCUGAGGGCUGGAAGGGUGUCGAGGGGGUUUUGGGGCUGAGUCCGUUGAUUCUGCGGUCGCUGGGGAAGCAGCAGAGGACGUUGAGAGUGUUGGUGAAUUGGGGGCUAGAUACGAUCCUACCCUCGACAACCAUGUCUAAGCCCAUUUUACCCAAGAAGUUCCUCGACCAGCUCUACGCUCCCGACGAAAAUCCCGUCGAACAGUUUCAGAAAAUGCAAGACCUACAACGCCUCUAA
Molecule: messenger RNA, 738 nt
Organism: Letharia lupina
Lineage: Eukaryota; Fungi; Ascomycota; Lecanoromycetes; Lecanorales; Parmeliaceae
Exons: 4
Coding region: 1-738 (245 amino acids)
Source: RefSeq, a predicted model, not a curated record